AUGUUACAGUCAGAGCAAUGCUUGUGGUGCUUUUACAGCGAGUCUCUGGCAAGAUAUGGCAAAAGCCCGUACCUCUACCCACUGUAUGGCCUUGGGGAGCUGCCGCAGGGAUUUGCAAGGCUAAGUGCUAUUCAUGGUGGCACCUACAUGCUCAAUAAACCCAUUGCAAUCAUUGUGCAAAAUGGCAAAGUGAUUGGUGUGAAAUCUGAAGGAGAGGUUGCUCGCUGCAAGCAGCUCAUCUGUGACCCCAGCUACGUCAAAGACCGGGUAGAGAAGGUGGGCCAGGUCAUCAGGGUUAUCUGCAUUCUCAGCCACCCCAUCAAGAACACCAGUGACGCCAACUCCUGCCAGAUCAUCAUCCCCCAGAACCAGGUCAAUCGGAAGUCAGACGUCUACGUGUGCAUGAUCUCCUCUGCCCACAACGUGGCCGCGCAAGGGAAGUACAUCGCCGUAGUGAGCACAACGGUGGAGACCAAGGAUCCCGAGAAGGAAAUCAGACCAGCUUUGGAGCUUCUGGAACCAAUUGAACGGAAAUUCGUUAGCAUCAGCGACGUCCUUGUACCCAAAGACCUGGGGACGGAAAGCCAGAUCUUUAUUUCCCGCACGUACCAUGCUACAACUCACUUUGAGACCACCUGUGACGAUAUUAAAAACAUCUACAAGAGGAUGACCGGCUCCGAGUUUGACUUUGAGGAAAUGAAGCGCAGGAAGAACGACAUCUACGGGGAAGACUAGGAGCAGUGCACGUCCUCCUCUCGCUAGGACAGGCCU
Molecule: messenger RNA, 771 nt
Organism: Canis lupus familiaris (dog)
Lineage: Eukaryota; Metazoa; Chordata; Mammalia; Carnivora; Canidae
Product: rab GDP dissociation inhibitor beta-like
Biological process (GO): small GTPase-mediated signal transduction; vesicle-mediated transport
Cellular component (GO): cytoplasm
Molecular function (GO): Rab GDP-dissociation inhibitor activity
Source: RefSeq, a predicted model, not a curated record